This is a messenger RNA of Plasmodium fragile, 1032 nucleotides long. RefSeq lists its product as uncharacterized. The transcript has 5 exons. Bases 1 to 1032 code for a protein of 343 amino acids. The record is from RefSeq and is a predicted model, not a curated record. NCBI's taxonomy places the organism in Eukaryota, Apicomplexa, Aconoidasida, Haemosporida, Plasmodiidae.
AUGGAUUUAAAAAGCGCGCAGUGCAUUUGGGACGCCCUAAACGAUUUGCACAAAAGUGAUAAGCAGGCGUACGACAAAUUUAUGGACAAACACAUGGGGAACAUAAAACAGCAGAAGCCGAUCAAACCAAAGUUCUGCUUCUGCAUCGUGACGGACAUGGAAAAGGUGUCAAUCAAGACAAAGGCCAGUGAACACAAAGAGAAAAUGUGUGAUUAUUAUGUGUAUGUAUAUCACAGCAGCAAAAUGAAAGCGCCCACACUCCCCAAGAAUUUCCCUACCAAUCUGGAAGAAGUAAAUUACGACCACAUUCCUAUUAGUACGUGUAAAAUAAAAGGAGAAAGCUCCAGAGACAUGUACGCAGAAGCUGUUAUCCACUCGGACAUCCACAAGCAUUUCCACAAUAUAUAUUUUAAAAAUAAAAUUGUUCAAAAAAUAUUAACAAUAUUAAAUGAGUCAGAACAAAUGCUUAGGAGUGAUGUACGCAUAAAUGGCAACUCCUUCAAAUAUAACGAUUUGGGAUAUGUCCCUAAGACGAAACAUUUUUUAAAUCCGCAUUGUGUAGAUGGCACAUUACACACAGAAGACUCCACAUCGUUGGACGAAAGUGACAUAAAAUUUUAUAACAUGUUAAGUCAAAAACAGCUUAAGAGUAAUGAUACAAAGGAGAAGGAAGGGAAAAACGAAAUAAAAAUACACGAGGCGUCCAGUAACAUACUGAAUGAUAUACAGUCGGUCAGAACCACCAAACGGGAAAAAAAUGAUGACAGUCAACAGGGGCGCAUCCCGAGGCAGGUGAAGUCGUAUCAUUACACAAUUAUUGACAGAUACCUCCAUAUCAUCGUCACCUUUAACAGCAUUUCAUACGAAGAAUUGGAAAUUUUGAAAAAAGGCAACACCGUUCAGAUAUAUGUGUCUAGCAGACCCGAUGACUGCAUGACUUUGAGCUUCAAGCAAAACUUAAGCGAUAAUAUCAAAGCCUAUUUCAAUGAAAAGGCCCUCAAAUUGACCAUCAGCGUGGAGCUCCUGUACUGA